This is a messenger RNA of Acanthosepion pharaonis, 474 nucleotides long. The record is from the annotation of a GenBank genome assembly. NCBI's taxonomy places the organism in Eukaryota, Metazoa, Mollusca, Cephalopoda, Sepiida, Sepiidae.
AUGUUCUUGCUUCCAUUCUUUCUCAUUUCUUUUUUCUUUUCUUUUCUUUCUUUCUUUCUUUCUUUCUUUCUUUCUUUCUUUCUUUCUUUCUUAUUCUAUUUUCCUUCCUUUUUCUUUUAUUUUUCUCAAUUUUCCUUUCUGUAUAUUUUAUUUUUUCCAUGUUCUUUCUUUCAUUCUUUCUCUUUUCUUUUUUUUUUCUUUUCUUUCUUUCAUUCUUUAAUUCUUUCAUAUUCCAUUCUCUUUCCUUUUUCUUUUUUCUUUCUAAAUUUUCCUUUCUGUAUAUUUUGUUUUUGCAUGUUCUUUAAUUCUUUCUUAUUCCAUUUUCUUUCCUUUUUCUUUUGUCUUUCUCAAUUUUCCUUUGUAUAUUUUAUUUUUCCUUCUUUCUUUCUUUUCUCUUUCUUUCUUUCUUUCUUUCUUUCUUUCUUUCUUUCUUUCUUUCUUUCUUAUUCAAUUCUUUCUUCCUUUUUCUUUUAA